AUGCUCUCUUCCACUCUCCUUGCUGCCUUUGCAGCUUGUUUUUCCCUCUCACAAUCUGCCUUUCAAGGCUUCAACUACGGCUCAACCAACACCGACAGCUCGCCAGUAACGUUGGAGCAGUUCACCAGUGACUUCACCACUGCCAAGGCCCUUGUUGGCACCAAUGAUGCCUUCACAAGUGCUCGCCUUUAUACCUGCAUCCAAGCGGGAACCACCAACACCCCGAGUGAUGCCUUCCAGGCAGCGGUCAACACCAACACUUCAUUGCUGCUUGGCUUGUGGGCGUCUGCAGGUCAGGAGAAUAUCAACAAUGAAAUUGCCGCCCUCACCACUUUCCUCCAAGGGAGCAAUGGUGCCGCGCUCGCAACAUUGAUAGUCGGCAUUUCAGUUGGUAGCGAAGAUCUGUACCGCAUCUCUCCUACCGGUAUCAUCAACAUGUCCGGCGUCGGUGCCUCUCCAGACGAUAUUUCCAACUACAUUGGUCAAGUCAAGACUGCCAUCGCCAGCACUGCUGCAAAAAACGCGCUCGUCGGACACGUCGACACCUGGACUGCCUGGGUCAAUGGCUCCAACGAUGCUGUUAUCACUAGUUCUGACUUCAUCGGUAUGGACGCCUAUCCGUACUUCCAGAACACCAUGACCAACCCCAUUGGCGAUGGAUACUCCCUGUUCGACGCUGCCUAUGAGGCUACAAUCAGUGCCGCCGGCGGUAAGCCGGUUUGGGUAACGGAAACUGGCUGGCCCGUCAGUGGAGCUACCUCUGGUGACGCUGUACCGAGUGUUGCCAAUGCACAGACAUACUGGGAUCAGGUCGGAUGCGGUUUGCUCUUCGGCAAGACCAAUACGUGGUGGUUCACACUGCAGGAUGCCUACCCAACUACACCCAACCCAAGCUUCGGCAUUGUCGGUACCACUCUGAGCGACACUCCACUUUACGAUCUCAGCUGCUCGAGUGCUUCGACAUCUGCAUCCUCGAUCCCAGCUGCUCAAGCUACUGCAACUGCCGGGGCUCUGUCGAUCAACGCUGCUGGUGCUGGCAAUGAAGGAACUCCGUCCACUGCGGGUGAGAAAGCAUCUAGUGCUGGAUCUAGCCCUGCUGAGACGGUAUCUAGCAGUGCCUCGAGCCCUGCUGCUGCUGUUGCUCCUGUUACAACUUCCUCUUCGGUCGCUCAACCUGAAAUGGCCAGCACCCCCGCUCCGGAGACACCUUCACCCACAGGCCCAGCCCCAACGACCCUGAUUACCAAGACCUCGGUUUUGCCAGCUGCGUCUGCUUCCGGUGCAUCCGCGUCAGGCUGCCCCGCCAGCCUUUCUGGCACUCACGAGUUCCCCCACUUGAUCGUGCCCGUCAACAAGGAUUUGCCUACCACCGCUGGCGGUACCAGCUACAACGGCACUUUUUCUUCGACCGUAUCAUCGAUCUUCAACUUCGACAUUCCAGAGUCCGACUCUGGCAAGAAGUGCUCGCUCGUCUUCCUUCUACCCACUCAAGACGAGCUGAUUUCAUCAGCCUUCAGCUUCAGCGGUACCGGUAGCCUCGAUUUUGCACAGCUUCAGAGCCCAGCUACAGAGCAAACCAGCUACAGCACCGUUCCUGCUGUUGAAUCAGACCUGGGUGGCCCCACAAGCGUUACUCCGGGUAACGAGUAUGUCAUAGCUUCUGGCUCAUGUGCCGCUGGAACGAGAGUCUCGUACGAGGUCAGUUCGACUGGCAGCUUGGCGUUGAAUUACUUCCAAGACUCCAACGCAGCUGCUAUUGGGUUCUACAUCACCGUAUGCUAG
Messenger RNA from Letharia columbiana, 1782 nucleotides. RefSeq lists its product as uncharacterized. Gene Ontology annotation, molecular function: hydrolase activity, hydrolyzing O-glycosyl compounds. The record is from RefSeq and is a predicted model, not a curated record. Gene Ontology annotation, biological process: carbohydrate metabolic process. The transcript has a single exon. Bases 1 to 1782 code for a protein of 593 amino acids. Lineage: Eukaryota; Fungi; Ascomycota; Lecanoromycetes; Lecanorales; Parmeliaceae.